Molecule: messenger RNA, 600 nt
Organism: Brassica oleracea var. oleracea
Lineage: Eukaryota; Viridiplantae; Streptophyta; Magnoliopsida; Brassicales; Brassicaceae
Exons: 2
Coding region: 1-600 (199 amino acids)
Molecular function (GO): nucleic acid binding; RNA-DNA hybrid ribonuclease activity
Source: RefSeq, a predicted model, not a curated record
AUGGUCUCUAUACCAUCUCCACUAGCUCCAUCAAUCAAGACUCUUAUAUUUGAAGCCUUGCAACUUAUUAACCUUCCCCUGUCUGGUGCCGCUAUACCAUUAUGGCCCUGGGUCCUAUGGAGCUUUUGGAAGGCCCGCAAUAAGCGUUGCUUUGAGGACCGUACCUACUCAGCUACAGAGAUUGUCUAUAAGGCCGUCUCUGAUGCACGAGAAUGGCAAGACUCGCAGAUUCACUUUGCUGAAGAUAUCUCACUAGCUCACAACCAUCUCGCACCUCACCCAUCUUUACGUGUUAAUACGUCUGGUCCUACUUGUCAUGUUGAUGCAACAUGGGAUGCCCGCUCUGUUAUUACUGCUGCUUUCUCGAACAUUAAAACCCUUGCGAUCAUGUCUGAUUCUCUUACUCUCAUCAAGAUGCUGAAACAGAAGGAAUCAAGGCCGGCUCUGUAUGGGAUUUUGUUCGAUAUCUAUCAUUUUAGCACCUACUUUGAUGUAAUUUCAUUUCAUUUUAUUCCUCGCUUGCAAAACUCUGAAGCUGAUUCAGUUGCUAAGUUGGCUCUUGCCAACGCUGUUGUAUCAGUCUCCUCUAAUGGAGCGUAA